Doryrhamphus excisus (bluestripe pipefish) is the source of this 3789-nucleotide messenger RNA. The record is from RefSeq and is a predicted model, not a curated record. NCBI's taxonomy places the organism in Eukaryota, Metazoa, Chordata, Actinopteri, Syngnathiformes, Syngnathidae.
CUAGGGGCAGCACACGUCUAAAGAAUACCGAAGAAGAGACACGGAAGUGAUGGUGUUGAUGGGAAAAGUAAAUAUAACUUGUCAUCCAAGGAUUGGACAAAUACCGUGUGAGAGACCACCUACAAUAGCGUCUCAACUGAAGCGUUAUAGCGGAUAGGAUUUAGAUUAAAUAUGACACUCGAUUAAUUGAAUAAAUAAAAUAUAUUUUUUAUGUGUGUCGCCUGCACAAGUCCAGGGUUUACUCAGACACCUGGAAUAGGCUCCAGCAUACCCGCGACCCUUGUGACGAGAAACGAGUAACCACCAUGCCAUAUCUAGGCAAUGAAGACAUUGUGAAGGACCUGAGGAGAGCUCUGUCCAACCCUCACGUCCAGUCUGAUCAUCUUCGUUACAGGAACAUCAUCCUAAAAGUGAUCAGGCUGAUGUCACAGGGUGUAGAUGUAUCGAGCCUGUUCAGCGAGAUGGUCAAAGCGUGUGCCACAGUAGACAUUGUCCAGAAGAAGCUGGUCUAUGUCUUCUUGUGCUCCUACGCCGCUUUAAACCCAGAGUUGUCUCUGCUGGUUAUCAACACACUGAGGAAAGACUGUCAGGAUCCAAACCCCAUGGUGCGCAGCCUGGCGUUGAGGAACAUGACCAACCUGAGGUUACCCAGUUUGAUGGAGUAUGUGGAGCAGCCUCUGACAGCAGGACUGAGGGACAGAGCUGCUUGUGUGCGACGGGUCGCUGUCCUCGGCUGGGCUAAACUGCACAAUCUUCAACCGAAUUCUGAGAUAGAUGUGAAAGUGGUGAAUGAGCUGUACAGCCUUCUCAGGGACCCAGAUCCGGUUGUGAUGGUCAACUGCCUUCGUGCUCUGGAGGAGAUCCUUAAGGAGGAAGGAGGGGUCACCAUCAACAAACCCAUUGCUCAUCACCUCCUCAACAGGCUGAAGGAAUGCGAUGUGUGGGGUCAGAGUGAAGUCCUGAAGAUCCUCCAGCGCUACCAACCUCAUUCUGACGAUGAGCUCUUUGACAUCCUCUCUUUGCUGGACGCCUCCUUAGUUAGCACCCACCCUCCAAUCAUGGCUGCCACGCUGAGCCUUUUCCUCAGUCUCUGCUCUGCCUUGCCUGCAGUCAGCUUGGCAGCUCUAGAAAGAGUACAGGGUCCCCUACUGGCCGCCUGUGGCAGUCCGUCCAGAGAGAUGAGGUUCACUGUGCUUUGCCACAUCCAGUUGCUCCUACGGUCAGUCCCUGGCAUGAUGGGGGCACACUACAAACGUUUCUUCUGUGGCUAUGCCGAGCCGGCCUUUAUCAAGCAGAGGAAGAUGCAGGUGCUGGUAGAGCUGGUAAAUGAUGAGAAUGUAGCAAUGAUACUAGAUGAGCUGAAGGAAUACUGCACUGAUGUCAACACUGACACUGCCCAGGCUGCAAUAUCAUCAAUUGGUCGUAUUGGGAGGAGCUACAGUGACAGAUGUCUAAAAAUCCUUACUGACCUGCUUGGGCUCAAACAAGAACACAUCACGUCUGCUGUGGUGCAGACGAUGCGUGAUCUUGUCUGGGUGUGUCCUCAGUGUAGUGAAACAGUGUGUUCUGCUUUGGAAGGGUGUGAGGAGAUACUCCAGGACAGCCAGGGCAAGCAGGCUUUGCUGUGGUUCCUGGGAGCAUAUGGUGAUAGAGUCUCCAGCGCCCCCUACACCUUGGAGGUAUUCAUUGACGGUGUGAGGUGUGAGAACUCUUCAAGAGUCAAGAUGGAGCUACUGACUGCUUCUUUGAGAUUGUUUUUGUGUCGCCCUGCCGAGACUCAGGACAUGCUUGGUAGACUGCUGCACUACUGUAUAGUUUUGUUUUUCACAGGUGAGGAGACAGAUAUGUGUGUACGUGAUCAAGCGCUUCUCUACUACCGCCUUUUACAAUGUGGGGUGGACGAGACACGCAAGGUCCUCCAAGGUCGGAGGUCAGACCCAUCCUUAGGGGUUCUUAUCGGCCGUUCCGCAGAGCCUGUAAGCCAGUGGGCUCACAGUUUCAACACACUGAAGCCUCUCUGGCAGAACCCCGCAGAGACCGAAUCAGUCAACAGCGACAACAUUGAACACAAAGUCUCUGACCCCACCUCUGACCUCUCGGAAACUCUGAACUCAUGUCAAGUUGAAAGUGUUUUGACAGACAGUGGUGGUGAGUGUCCACAAACACCUACAGACGCCAUGGCGACCAGUGCAGUUGUCCCUCUUAGUUUGUUCCCGACUCUCAGCCCAGAGGACUUUGAGCGUUUGUGGCUGCAAGGUGCUGAGCAUGCUGAGGAGGAGAAUGAGGAUUACAUGUGCAAGACAGAACACAUCCAAUGUCCAGAUGUGACUCACAUUUUGCCACAAAGCUUUCAGGCUGCAAUGCAGCUGCUCAACAUCCAGACGCUGGCCUUCACGCCGCCCCACGUGUUCCCCUGGAGGGUCUACCUGUACACGCACGUUGCAGUCACUCCCCGCAGUACGCUCAUCCUGGCAGAGCUGCUCUAUACCGGAGAGACAAAUGAGGAAGGAGGGGCACAUGAUGGCACCGGAGAUACAGAGAAUGCAAAUGAAACGGCGGUAGAAGAAAAAGCCACAUUGGCACAGAAGAACAACAGCGAGUUGGCAAGGAAAGCUAGACACACGAAGGCCAUAAAAGUGACUUUAAAGCAGAAACCGAGAGAUGCCAACGCUCUUGGAGGGUUUCUCUCUAUACUCACUACUAUACUCCACACACUGUCCUCCGAGACUGUGUAAAUGUACAACAUCAGCACACAUUUUCCUGAAAAAGAUGCUGGGAGCCACCAUCAGAAGGUUGUGUUACCAUUGCUGGCCUGACGGGGGCGCUGCACAAUAUGCAUGCUCACCUGUGACAAAGUUUACACCUAUUCUGGGCGGUAUGAGAAUUAUCUUCAAACUAUUGAGUGGAAAACACUCAAUAGUAAGACACACAAUUAAUAAAAGUGCAGGAACGCCUUGGGAGUGGUGUGGACGUUUUAAUGAGGAGUCAAAGUGGGUGUCUUCCAGUGGAAACAAGAGUGGGUGUCAAGCGUGCUUCCUGAUGCCGAUAACUCCCCAUGAAAUGACAUGAGGAGAAUGUCACAGUCAAGUUCUCGCCAGCUCGUCUUUUCUACUGCUUGAAAAACACACCACGACACAGGUGACUGUAUUUGCAUAUCCACUUAACUUUUUAUUUUGUUGCAGACGAACGUCUACAAUGGAUUAUGUCUCGUCAAUGUCACCUGUGGGCAUCCCCUCGCCUCGUUGUCUCGUGCUUAUUUCCAUUCAUUGUGAACAGGCUGUAGUUUCGAUUCAACAUGAUUCUAAAGUCUCAUUUUACGCAACUAUACCAGCUCUGUUGAAAUUAACGUCUGGAAUUGACGGUUUACUUAAGUUUUUCUUAAGUAUUCGUUGUUCCAAUGAGUGUAUAGAAGAAAUAAUACAUAUAUAUACUCAUUUUGAGCUGUACAUAGUCAUACAUUUAUGUGCUAUAUUAAACAACUUAAGCCAUUUACCUUAAAGUGUCAACUGGCGCUAGAAUUAUGUUAACUAUUUUGUUAAAAUAUUAAGUCUUUGUUUCUGUUUUGCUUUAACUGCUUUAAUUACCUUUAACGUUUUAGUGUCGGCCAAGGACACUAGAGUUAAAUAGGACGGUAUAUUUACCGGAAAUGAAUGGAACAGAUUGAGCAGUGGGCGGGGCUAGGCUGCCAAUAGUUUACAAUGUAUUACAAUGUAUUCAAUAUUACUGAGUGAAGUGUAAAAUAUAAUAUUAACGCUGUGAAUGUUUUUUUUAUUGAACUCAAUGAACCUG